GUAUCCGAAUCUCCCAAAAUCGGAUCGGCCGCCAUACCUCCCGGACUUGCGUCUCCGCCAGUUCGAGUUCACGCAAGUGGACCCGUACUCACCGAAGAUGAUCAACUUCGCCGGUAUCGUGUCAAUCGUCCUGUUCUACGUGCUGAUCCUGGCUGUUGGAAUAUGGGCGGCGAGGAAGAAGGAAGCUGGCAACGACUCGGAGGAGGAGGUGAUGCUUGCAGGCCGUUCGAUCGGCCUGUUCGUAGGGAUAUUCACGAUGACGGCGACCUGGGUCGGCGGUGGAUACAUCAACGGCACCGCGGAAGCUAUCUACACGAGGGGCCUCGUAUGGUGUCAAGCUCCUUUCGGAUACGCGCUCAGCCUCGUUUUUGGUGGAAUAUUCUUCGCGAACAAAAUGCGAGAACAGGGGUACAUCACGAUGUUAGAUCCUCUUCAAGACGCGUUCGGGGAACGUAUGGGAGGUCUUCUUUUUCUUCCUGCGCUAUGCGGUGAGGUGUUCUGGGCCGCGGGUAUCCUUGCAGCUUUGGGCGCGACGCUGGCAGUCAUCAUCGACAUGAAUCAGAGCGCCUCGGUUAUUUUGAGCGCUUGUAUCGCAGUUUUCUACACGCUAUUCGGGGGUCUUUACUCUGUCGCUUAUACCGAUGUUAUUCAACUUUUUUGCAUCUUCAUAGGAUUGUGGAUGUGUAUUCCAUUCGCUUGGACCAAUCCGAAGGUACAGUCUCUUAAGUCUAUGGAGGUGGAUUGGAUCGGUGAAGUGAAACCUGGGGAAUAUUGGUCUUACGUGGAUUAUGGUCUUUUGUUGAUAUUCGGCGGUAUCCCUUGGCAGGUAUAUUUUCAACGUGUCCUGUCCUCAAAGACUGCUGGAAGAGCGCAAGUGUUGAGCUACGUAGCUGCGAUUGGCUGCAUUAUCAUGGCCAUACCACCUGUCCUGAUCGGCGCGAUCGCCAAAGCAACGCCUUGGAACGAGACAGGCUACACCGGCCCGUAUCCCUUCACCGAGGCUGAGACAAGCAUGAUUCUGCCGAUGGUUUUGCAGUAUUUGACGCCAGAUUGUUCCUUUUUCGGGUUAGGGGCAGUGUCAGCGGCGGUGAUGUCCUCGGCGGACAGUAGCAUCCUUUCGGCUAGUUCCAUGUUCGCCAGAAACGUUUAUAAAUUGAUCUUCCGCCAGAGGGCGUCCGAAAUGGAGAUCAUCUGGGUGAUGAGAGUGGGGAUAGGCGUGGUCGGGGUGCUGAGCACGGUGAUGGCGUUGACGAUACCCUCGAUCUACGGCCUCUGGUCCAUGUGCUCGGACCUUGUCUACGUGAUCCUCUUCCCCCAGCUGUUGAUGGUGGUCCACUUCAAAGAGUACUGCAACACUUACGGCAGUCUGGCCGCUUACAUAAUAGCGUUCACCGUUAGGAUCAGCGGUGGCGAGCCCCUGAUGGGGCUGCCCGCCCUCAUACAUUACCCGGGCUACGACGAGGAGACGAACACCCAGGCGUUUCCCUUCAGAACCAUGGCCAUGCUGAUGUCGUUGGUGACCCUGGUGGGCGUCUCGUACGGCACCCAGGUGGCCUUCCUUACCGGCAGGCUUGCGCCCGGAUACGAUUUCUUCAGGUGCGUGGUCAACAUACCGGAGGACGUGGAGAGGGUCGGCCCUGACCCGGCCGAGGGCGAGCAGAUGGCCGUGUUGGCGGCCGGUAUCGGCAGGCUGUACGGCAGCAAGGACGAAUCGAACGGCCGAGUCAAUCCUGCGCUCGAGCCGGACUACGACAUGGAGCCGGGAUGCGAUAAGGCGGCCGGGGAACCGGAAGCUGUUGUCGGCGGGGGUGGCGGGGGCGGGGCUGGGGCGCACCUCGUGCCCCACGGCCCGAACGUGCCACGACAGCCGCAAUCCAGCACCGCGUUCUAAUCCCUGGUUCCGUGUUCGGAUGCUGUGACCAACAAUAAGUGCGGCGGUGCAGGUCUGUUUCUUUUACGUUUCUCUUACGUUCCUCCCUCCCUCCCUCCCUGUUUUCGUCGAAUUCAUCGAUCGAUUCGCGUGAAACCUCGGUCGGAUUCCCGUAAAAAAGAAUCGUAUUGUAUUUUUGAUUACAAUUUCCUUUUUCUAGAAUAUAGGGAUAGAGUAUAGUCUCUUCGAGGAGAGUAUAAUUGUAAAGGAGAGAAGCGUAGUUUUCUGAAUGUAACGUUUCACGCGACACGAUCAAAUGGUUUAAUUGGUUUAAUUAUUUACCUACUCUCUUCUUCUGGAUCUUUUCGCUGUCUCUCGUGUAGUACACUGGACGAUUUAUUUUUUCGAUCGGGCCACGAAAUUUUGAUUAAUUUUUGCGCACACUUAGCGCGCAAAAUUGUUCUCUUGCUUUUCAGACAUAUUUUUUGAAACGAAUUACGAAUACAAGUCUUACGAGGCGAGGAAAUUUUAAAAAUUUGGAACUGUGUUAUACGAGAGUAGUCAGUAUUUGUAUAUCUUGGAGAAAAGUUUUAUAAGGAAAGAAUGCGCGCAUAUAUAUCGGUUCUUAUCGAAAUUGUUCGACAAGAAUUAGACGAUUUCGAUUUCGAGAUAGAAGAACCGCGAAGGAAAUAAACGCGCGAAUCUCUCUAAUUUUUUUUCUUUUAUUUAAAAAUAAUUUCGCGAAAGAAUUGAAAUUUCAAUCCUUCCAAAUUGUUUUUAUAUCCCCUUCUAUCCCCUCUCCUUACGUCCACGAAGCUACGAAACAUAUAUAUCCGCGAAUUUUCCUUUCGUAAUUACGUAAUUUACACGUAGUGAUCACAGUUCUGUGUAAGUACCUGUGUUCGAAAAUGCUGAUUCGUCCUCUUCGAGCGGCGGGAAAAGCGAGUAAAGAAGUGUGAAAGAGGACGAAUGAGCGAAAACUGGAACUGGAAAGGGGAAAUGUGCAAUACUAGAGAGAGAAAAAAAAGAAAUCGGAGCUUCUUGGACAGUUUGGUGAGGUUUCGUUGUUAUCCCCUGUGCCGCCAAUUAGGCCUAGUGAUCUGUUCCUUUUUUUGUAGAAAUAUAAUAUAUAUAUAUAUACACACACACACAUACACAUACAUACGUAUAUAUACGCAAUUACGCGUAAACACACGCUUGCGUAAUUGCGCAUGUAUACGUGUACCAUGUAUUUAGAGUUUAUCGAAUUGCUUGAGAAAACUAACGUCUUGAUGCACGACCGAUCCGUCCCUCCCCCUUCGUUUAUCACGAAGCGUAUUUUAGAAAAUUAAACCAAUAUAUCUCGACGAGUAUCUCGUUCGUUAAAAGCUCGUUAACUCGUGGCGAGCGGCUAUAUAGGUGGGCGUAUAUAUAUAUAUAUAUAUAGGGUUUAUAAAUUAACGUUACAUAUCGAGUUUUUUAGAAUGGGUUAUCGAUCGUUAGAUUCAUCGUUGUCAUUUAGCGUCUCUUCCAUUGCGUACGACUCGACGACGAGUCCUCAGUUCAUCCCCUUCAUCGUUCCUCAUGCGUGCUCGCACGGUGUUAAUGUCGCAUCCUCAUGAAAUUUUAUUCGAAUUCGCUCUGUCUCGGUCUCGGUGUUAGAGGAGAUAGAUAAAAGUAAGCGAGAAAUACAUAAACGUCGUUAAGAGGCUUUUGUACUUGCGAUCGAUCGUUCUUCCCCUGCUUGAAGUCUGAUGCGAAGGAGCAUACAUAUCAUUGUUUAUAUUAUUAUUAAGAGUGGAGACGAAGUGGAAGUUAGGUGUCGUAAAGCGUUGGCCUGUUCACGUAGCCGCUCGUCCAAAUCUUCGAGAUUUUUCGCGUGACUCGCGCGAGUCAUGGCCGAUCCGAACUCUUUCUUCGGAGGAGAAUUUUCACUCGAAACGAUGAAUUAAAAAGGAAAAUUGGAUUUCUUUUCAAAAAAUUAACAAUUGGCUCUUGCAAUUAAGCUUAUUGCAAUAAUUUAUCUAUAUUCGAGUCUAUUCCAUUAUUAUUAAUUUCACCAUUGAUUCGAAACGUAUCGAUGAUUUUCAAAUUUUUGAGAAGGAUAGGAAUAAGUAUAGUACGAUUUCAUGUUUAUAAUACGAACAAGUAUAGAAUCUUUAUACAAAUAUUGCUUCAAUUAUAAUACUACCAACUUCUUUCUACAAACGUUCCAUUGAAUGAGCCAUCGAGCACGAUGCGCGAGUCAACGGAAGAUCGUUCACAGACGAAUCGGUUGUUGCACGGAUUCGUUGUGUUUAUUAUAUAGUAUAUAUACAUAUAUAUAUAUAUACACAUACACACA
This is a messenger RNA of Apis florea (little honeybee), 4193 nucleotides long. RefSeq names its product choline transporter (gene ChT). Gene Ontology annotation, cellular component: plasma membrane. Gene Ontology annotation, biological process: transmembrane transport; choline transport; acetylcholine biosynthetic process. Lineage: Eukaryota; Metazoa; Arthropoda; Insecta; Hymenoptera; Apidae. The record is from RefSeq and is a predicted model, not a curated record. Gene Ontology annotation, molecular function: choline:sodium symporter activity.